AUCCAUGUAACGAAAUAACAGUUAAGUUUUAAAAUAUUUUAUAAAUAAAUUAUGAAUUUUGUGUAAUGUCUGUAAAAAAAACAAUAAACUAUAAGAAUUAGAAGCUCGUGUAUUAUAUUAAUAUGGGAAAGAUAGUACAUUUUAAGAUUUCGUAAAUUAGAAAUAGGAAUUUUGGAAUAAAGAAAUUAAAAAUGAGAAAGAAAUUAAUUUAGAAAAUUUCAGUUUUGGAUAAAUUGAUUAACUUUCUCAUAUUUUCAAAGAUUAUUUUAAUUGUUAAUUAUUUGAAAUAUAAAAUAUAAGAGGAAUUAGAUAAAACCUAUAAUAUUGAUUUCUUUUUAUGAAAUAGAAAUUAUAUUAAGAAAAUAAUUUAUUUAACAGCUGGAAAAUAGCUAUAUUUUCUUGAAAAUUAAAUUCAAAAAAAAAAAUUCGCCUCUUUAUAAAUCUAAAUUUAGAAAAAACAAUAAAACAUGUAAGUUAAAAUCCAAAUACCAAACCCCAAUAAAAACAAAGGCUUUUUUCAAAAAUUAUGCGAUUUUUAAGGUCCUAUAUAAGUAGGGCAAUUUUACAAAUCAUAAAAUUUUACCUUUUUGAAGAAAAAUAAAAAGUGAGUAUCAAACACAGCUCUUUUUUAAGAUAAAAAUUAUUUAAAUAUCAUUCCCUAUUAAAAAAAGAGAAAACUUUUUGAAUUUAAAUUGCUUUGUUAAAUCUAAUACUUCUCUCGCUUAUUAUUAUCCUAACUAUUAGACUAUUUCUUUCAUAAAAAUAAAAACCUUCCAAAUUUUAAAU
This is a messenger RNA of Ichthyophthirius multifiliis, 786 nucleotides long. RefSeq lists its product as hypothetical. NCBI's taxonomy places the organism in Eukaryota, Ciliophora, Oligohymenophorea, Hymenostomatida. The transcript has a single exon. The annotation marks the transcript as partial. The record is from RefSeq and is a predicted model, not a curated record.